AUGGCUACCCCCAGUGUCCUUACUUUCGAUGCUGAGGGCUGUGCCGUUGACUUUGAGGUGUGGGUGGAUGACCUCCAGCUGUUUCUCCAGUGCGAUAGGGCAGACGGACUCUCUCUGUUCGAUCUCACCUCUGGUGUCUCUCCUACCCCGAUUGCCACUGCUGACAGCACUGUUCGCUCACAGUGGGCCACACGCGAUGCUGCUGCUCGCCUUGCUGUGCGCCGCCACUUACCGACCACUGAGCGUGCACACUUUAGCCAGUACAAGAGUGCUCAGACCUUGGACCACUUCCUCUCAGUUUGCCCCACCACUCUCACCGUUGACCUCCUCAAGAAGGGCCUCCUAGCAGCAGAGAAGAGCAUAGUAGCUAUAGGAGCCUCUCGUGGUGACCCUCGCACCUCCGUCUUUGAGGGGUGUUCCCCCUCCCCCCUCUUGCCCUCUGUUGCUUCUGCUGCUGCGGCCGACCUCGUUGGUUUCGAGUCGGUCGGCGCUGCGUCUACCCCUAGCGGGAGACGCCGCACCGGCAAGGGCAAGGGGGGCAAGGGCGCUGGAGGGGCUGGCGGGGGCGGUGGAGGUGGUGGUGGAGGCAGUGGAGGGCGCGGUGGGGGUACGGGUCCCUCCACCUACGUUCUCCGCACCGGCGAUCGCGCUGGUGAGCAGUGCGGGGGCCCGCACUCCACCCAGCGCUGCUUCGGCCGCCUGACGGACGCGUGGCAUCACCAGUUCCCUGGGGCCUCUGAGAUCCCUCGCUGUGGAGAGCUGUCUAGGGCGGGGGUUGCUAUCUUUGAUCUUGAUUUUGAUGCUAUUCUUGCUGCCAUGUAUGCUGUUGAUGAUAGUGUUGCGGGUGACUGUUACCUGUGUGUACCGCCUGACCCGGGCAUUGAGGCAGUUGCUCUAGGUGCUCGUGCGUCUAGUGCCCUAGGUGCCAGUGCGUCUGCUGCCCCAGGUGCUGGUGAGUCUGCGCUCUCAGGUACUACGUCGGCUCAGGCCUUACACACCUUCACCCUUGACUCGGGUGCGUCCCGCUCCUUCUUUCGAGACCGCACCACUCUUACGCCGCUCAGUCGGCCGGUUGCGGUCUCCCUGGCGGACCCCUCUGGGGGUCCUGUCCUUGCUAGCUUCUCCACUGUCUUACCGUGCCCAGCAGCCCCCUCUGGCACCCUGCCGACACUUGGCCACGUUCACCCGUCGGCCAGUGUCGAGCCUAUACACCCUUACUACUGA
Molecule: messenger RNA, 1224 nt
Organism: Closterium sp. NIES-65
Lineage: Eukaryota; Viridiplantae; Streptophyta; Zygnematophyceae; Desmidiales; Closteriaceae
Source: the annotation of a GenBank genome assembly